UUUAUGUGGAAGUUCCAAAAAUUGUGCGUUGUAUUUAAGUAAUAAACUUUGUGCGGUAUAUUUCAUAUUCUUCGCAUUACAAUGGAAGUCGCAAGCAAAAACAUGGAAGCUGCAAGCAACGACAUGGAAGACGCAGUCGACGACAUGGAAACUGAAAUAAAGUCGGAAUCGGCCGGCAAACCAGAACGGAAAACUAAAUUGAAUGUUCAAAGUGUGUUGAUUCCCCGCAACCGGAGAGCGGCACUGAAGGAGAAUUGGAUGAAGAUUUUCACCCCAGUCGUCGAACAGCUAUCACUUGCGAUCCGAUACAACAUUGAAACACGCCGGGUCGAGAUACGGGCGAGUCCGAACACAACAGAUUUGUCGCACAUUCAAAAGGCGGCCGAUUUCGUGCGGGCGUUCGCGAUUGGGUUCGAGGUGGACGAUGCGCUGGCACUGAUCCGGCUUGACGAUCUCUUCAUCGAGACCUUCGAGGUGACGGACGUGAAGCCGUUGAAGGGAGACCACCUGAGUCGCGCCAUCGGGCGUGUCGCCGGCAAGGGGGGCAGGACGAAGUUCACCAUCGAGAACACGACCAAAACGCGUAUCGUAAUGCAGGGCCAGAAGAUCCACGUCAUGGGAAGCUACAAAAACAUCCAGCACGCCAAACGGGCACUUAGCCAUCUGAUUCUGGGAUCUCCCGCAAGCAAAGUGUACGGAAAUCUGCGUGCGGUAGCCGCGAACCAACACUCGCAGCGCAUGUAGAAAUAGAAGUGAUUAGGUUUACGGAACAGGUCCCCGGACUUCCUUUGUCCGAGCAGCCGUAUGAGCAUGUUUGCUUUUUCGCCGAAUUGCUGAAGGGAAGAAUUAUUUAUGCAGUAGCAUAAAUGCGUGUAAACAAGUACUGCAUUUUGUUUGAUUGUAUAAAUGAGAAGAAAAGAUUCAAUAAAAUUUGUAAGAAUUAUCCGUUGGAGGAACAUUAGCAAUAAAGCCUGAAUUUCUUUUUAAAUUAUAA
Anopheles coustani is the source of this 994-nucleotide messenger RNA. Its product is annotated as RNA-binding protein pno1. NCBI's taxonomy places the organism in Eukaryota, Metazoa, Arthropoda, Insecta, Diptera, Culicidae. Gene Ontology annotation, cellular component: nucleolus. Gene Ontology annotation, molecular function: RNA binding. The transcript has a single exon. The record is from RefSeq and is a predicted model, not a curated record. The coding region runs from base 82 to 744 and encodes 220 amino acids.